UCCACCUGGCUACGUGGCAGCCAUUGCGGCGGCCGCGAGACCCCUCCCCACGCGGCCGCCCACCCGCCCUCUCGCGGCGGCGGGCUCCGGAGAGGCUGCUGCUCUUCCCGGGUCGGACGGAGAGCGGCAGUGUGUCCCCGCUCCGCACGCUCGUUCCCUCGCUCGCUGCGUCUCUCUCCCCCCCAUCCCUCCCUCCCCGCGGCCACAGCUGCUCGCCAGCCCCGCGCCGCGCUGCGCCGCGCCGGAGAGCGCAGCAGCAGCGGCGGCGGGAAAGGGUUGCGGACCCGCGGCGCUCACUCGACGACGCGGCACCCGGGGCCUCGACGUCCCGCUCCGGGAACAGGUGCUUUAUUUGUCGGAAAGAGAUGCUCUGUAUUAUGGACCUGAGUAUUCCAGGUGCUGAAAUGUAAGAAGACAGCUUUAGAGUGGCGGAUGUCGACUGUGGCCUUCCUAAGCACAUUGGUAUUAUCAGUGCCAGCCAGACAGGAACAUUAAUUGGGUGCUUGCUAGGUGCCAGUCCUUGCGCACAGCACUUUUCAUGGAUUAUCUCAUUUAACCCCCACAACAACCUAUGAGUUGAAAAUGCCAUGGACUGUCUGUUAGAAUUAUCUGCCGCUGAUGCCAAGAUGGAAGAUUCCCCUUCACCAACGGCUGCUUGUGGGGACAAGCCAGGCGCGUCAGGAAGUGUGGUCAUGGAGAUUCAGCCUCCUGCAGAGGAGAGUGAGGACUCGAAACUGGAUUCAUUUUUGGAUAUGCAGCUAACUGAAGACUUGGAUUCCUUAAUUCAGAAUGCUUUUGAGAAAUUGAAUUCUUCUCCUGAUGACCAAGUAUAUUCAUUUUUGCCUUUGCAGGAUGCUAAGAGUUUUAAUGACCCUUCUACCUUUAUGAAUUCAGAUUCAAGUGGUAUGACUUCUGUUCUUUCUGUACAGAAUACAGGGUCAAACAAUGGAACUCUCCAGAAUUCUGCUGCUUCACUCGGUUCAAAUCCACUAACUUCCCCUUCAGUUUUGAAUGAGCCCGAAAGUUUUCCACAGGGGAGCACUCUGGCAUUAGAAGGGAGCUUCUGCGAAGACUCUCCUCUCACUAGCUCUUUAAAUCCAGCAAAUGGCUCUGUUGGAGGUUGUGGCAAUUUUAACCAAAGACCAAAAGACCUUUUAGAACCUGAGUGUCCUAGCGCACAGCGUUCUCAAGCCCUCGUAGAUUUGGGUUCCAGUGAACCUCAGGUUCCUUCAAAUCUUCCUCUGCAAAGUCCAGGGCAUGAUUUAGCGGGUGUGGAUGGGGACCAAAAGUCUGUUUCUGUGCCUGAUGUUUUUGUCCCCUCUGAAGGAUUUGGUUUCAAGCCACACAAACAUCCUGAACUGCCACCAAAGGGGAAGGAUAUGAAUUACUGCCCGGUCCUUACCCCUCUCCCUCUGCUCCUCCCUCCUCCACCACCUCCACCUAUCUGGAACCCCAUGAUUCCUGCUUUUGACCUCUUUCAAGGCAACCAUGGCUUCGUAGCACCUGUUGUAACCACAGCUGCACACUGGAGACCUGUCAACUACACGUUUCCACCCUCCAUUAUCUCCCACACUUCUCCCACAAAGGUGUGGAGGAGCAGCGAGGGAGCAAGCGCUUACCAAGUGCAGGAGGCCCCCGUGGCCCAGCCCGCCAGGAAGAAGACCACAGCCUACGUGGGCUUAGUGCUCGUGCUUCUCAGAGGGCUGCCGGGCUCCGGGAAAUCCUUUCUGGCAAGGACUUUGCAAGAAGAUAACCCGAGUGGAGUCAUUCUAAGUACUGAUGAUUAUUUUUAUAUAAAUGGACAGUACCAGUUUGAUGUAAAGUACUUGGGAGAAGCUCAUGAAUGGAACCAGAAUCGAGCAAAAGAAGCAUUUGAGAAGAAGGUGUCUCCAGUAAUCAUAGAUAAUACAAACCUCCAAGCAUGGGAAAUGAAGCCAUAUGUUGCUUUGUCUCAGAAACAUAAGUAUAAGGUCCUUUUCCGGGAGCCAGACACAUGGUGGAAGUUCAAACCAAAGGAACUUGCAAGACGUAAUAUUCAUGGAGUAAGCAAAGAGAAAAUCACGAGAAUGCUGGAGCACUACCAGCGCUUUGUUUCGGUGCCGAUAAUCCUGAGUUCUUCAGAUCCAGAGAAAACAGAGCGGAUUGAGCUGUGUGCGUACUCUUGUGAGGACAGAAGCACUGGCCCAAGAGACAAUGAAGCUCUGACCUCUGAAAAGGAAGAAAAUGUCUUAUCCACACCUGUGAAGCGCUUAGAGUUAAUGGAGGAGAGGACACUUGAAAUGGCCAAGGAGGCGGUGUUACCCGAGAGUGCUGCCCCCGCCUCUCAGGCCAGUCUAAGCCGAGGAAGAAAGGAGAUGGGUGCUGUGGGCCAUGGUGGACACAGCCCCUUCUUGCAGGAAGCCCCAGACACCCGUGCUUCUCACUCUGAAGGCAAAGUUCAAGCCACAGACAAGAGCGAGAAAGAGCAAGAGCCAUCGAAAGGGCGUGUGGAAGCCGAUGCUUGGAGCCCUGCAGAGGGAGCGGCCCCAAGUAGUUACUGUGCUGAGGAUAAUCAAGAAGCGGGUGAGCUUACAAGCGCUGGGACACUUCAGAGUGAGAACCCCCUACCUCCUGAAGAACUGGAAGAAAGAACAGCAGGGAAAAAAAAGACCAUUGGAAAACAAAAAAGCAAAUCAGCUUUGGAAAAGUUCCCAAAACAUGAGCCAUCAAAUUUUGUGGGUGACUGGCCAGUUGAUAAGACAAUUAGCCAGAGGACCAAAAGGAACCGGAAAACUGAGAAAGGUUUAUCUGCACAAGGUGACAAAAAAUGUCAUCGCCCUCAGCCGCACAGAGUGUCAGAUACUAGGGUACCUAUGAGUACGGAUCAUAUCCAGCAGCGAGGAUCUCCACACGGAAUCGAUGAUCUUUCACAAGUGCCCAGUAGCUGUCAAUAUGAUACUUACAAAGGCACUGAGCCAACCUCAUUCAGCAUUGUGGGUGACUGGCCCUCAUCUGCUUCUUUAGCUCAGAGAGAGCACAGGUCGAGAAUACCAAAAGCUGGCUUAAAUGAAGCCAGCUUAGAAUUUGUAACUAAUGACACCGUGAGUGAAAUGCCCUUCUAUCCCACGCAUGAGGCCUACUGGGGCACAAGCCCUGAAGAACUGAAGUCUCUGGGUUCCACUUUGCGGAGUUCUGAAAUGCUGCCUAGUAAAACAGCUCACGAAGCUCAGACUUCCCUGAGUAAAACGGUUCCUAGCCAGCACACGCUGCCCCUUGCCUUUUCCAGUGGUGCAGUAGCUCUGCCUGGAGUCGUGGGACCUCGGUCUUUAGCAGUUGGAGCGGCUAGGGUUGUCUCUGGGAUAGAUACAAGCGCUUGUGCCCAGACUGAGCCCCAAGAUUUUGCUCUCUUGUGGAAACUAGAAAAGAAUAAAAUCAGUGUUUCAGAUUCUGUCAGAGUGCUAACAGGGAAAUUAGAUGGGUUUAAGCCAAAAGAUUUCACUAUGAAUACAAAAUUAAAUGUUCAAGAAGCAAUUCCAUACAGAGUCAUGCAUGAUAAAAGUACGUAUGUUGAAGAAAGUGAGCUUACCUGUGCUGAUGAGUCUGAAAAUCUUAACAUCCUUUGUAAACUAUUUGGAUCAUUUUCCUUAGAAGCCCUGAAAGAUUUAUAUGAGAGAUGCAAUAAAGAUAUUAUUUGGGCCACAAGCCUUUUGUUGGAUUCUGAGACUAAAUUAUGUGAGGAUACUGAGGUUGAGAAUCCCCCCAAAUCGUAUGAUGAGUCACAAGUUGGGCCAUUUUCAAUGGGGUUGGAUUUGAAGGAAAUUAUUAGCCACAGAGGAACCUCAGAUUCGAAUUUUGUGUCAGAAUUUAACCCUGGGGUCGGUAUCAGGAACACUAAUGCACGGUCUGCUGGCGAUGCAGAAAAAGGAAACUCAAAGCAGGAAGAGAUAGGAGCUACAAGUUCUGAAAACCCCGAAUCCAUAAGCAGACUGUUUCCUCAUGCUGCUAUCAAUGUAAAGAGGGAUAAUGGAAUCGUUCCUAACCGUGGGACUGACUUAUCAGGUGCCUAUAGCUUUAAGGGGUCUCUUCCACUUACUCCAAAAUCUAACAUCCUUAGAGAUGUUAGUGAAGUGGAGAAAAAUCUAGUAGCCACAGAGACUGGAGACAACAUUCAUUCUUUUCUAAAUUUGUCUGAUAUUAUACACUCUGCAACAAGCACUUCAAAUCCUGAAUUAAAUGAAGUUUCUCUUACUGGCUCUUUGGAAGUAAUGAAAAAUGAGACUCUUCCUAAGGAUUAUGUGAAAUUUGGAAACAUGGAAGAAUUUAUCAAUGAAGAUAAACAGGAAACGGAGAAAAUUCUAAUGCCAGGAACUAGUUUGUCAGCUGGAGUUAGUGAAGAGGAUAAAACCGAGGUAUUGAAUCCCACACCAGUGAUGACCAAAUCUCUGACCAUAGACUGUUUGGAGUUGGCAUUACCCCCUGAGCUGGCUUUCCAACUUAAUGAAUUAUUUGGCCCAGUUGGUAUUGAUUCAGGGUCUCUAACAGUUGAGGAUUGUGUGGUUCAUAUAGAUCUGAAUCUGGCUAAAGUGAUUCAUGAGAAGUGGAGAGACUCUGUAAUGGAGCGACAGAGACAGGCCGAGGUGUCUUGCGGCAAGUGUGGUCAAGAUCCUUCGAUGGCUGGGACUGCAGUUCUUGAUAAUUCUGAACAAAAAUCAUCUCAGAAAACAGGCAAAAAAUUAUUGAAGACUUUAGCAGCACCUGAGACACUGGAUCCAUGGAACACUCAAACAAAAAAAGUUUCACUGCGAGAAAUAAUGUCAGAAGAAAUCGCCUUACAAGAGAAACAUGAUUUGAAAAGGGAGACACUUAUAUUUGAAAAAGACUGUGCCACUAAACUAAAGGAGAAGCAGCUCUUUAAAAUAUUUCCAGCCAUUAACCAAAAUUUCCUGGUGGACAUCUUCAAAGACCACAACUAUUCACUGGAACACACAGUACAGUUUCUAAACUGUGUUCUUGAAGGAGACCCUGUGAAAACAGUUGUAGCUCAGGAAUGUGUUCACCAAAAUGAGAAUAUCACUUCUCAUCCUACACAGAAAUCGAAAGAGAAAAAGGCAAAGAAGUCAAGAGAGAGUGAUGACCCCAUGGGUGACUCGUCGUCAUUCCAGGAUUUUGAGUACCCAGAGUAUGAUGACUACAGGGCAGAGGCGUUCCUGCACCAGCAGAAGAGGGUGGAGUGCUACAGCAAGGCCAAGGAAGCCUACCGCAUGGGCAAGAAGAACGUGGCCACCUUCUACGCCCAGCAGGGCAGUCUCCAUGAGCAGAAGAUGAAAGAGGCCAAUCACCUGGCGGCUGUGGAGAUCUUCGAGAAAGUCAACGCCUCUCUGCUGCCACAGAACGUCCUAGACCUCCAUGGGCUGCAUGUGGACGAAGCGAUAGAGCAUUUGACGACUGUUUUACAGCAGAAAACGGAAGAGUUUAAGCAGAAUGGUGGUAAGCCCUAUCUUUCUGUGAUUACGGGGAGAGGAAGCCACAGCCAGGGAGGAGUUGCUCGCAUCAAGCCAGCUGUCAUUAAAUACCUCACAAGCCACAGCUUCCGGUUCUCUGAAAUUAAGCCAGGGUGCUUGAAAGUCAUGCUAAAGUGAAUUUAGAAGCCCUUGACUUAGAGGCACGAAGGUUUACAGGCUGAAAUUGUUUUUCUGCAGUGACUCUGUCAAUUCUACUCUCAAAUGUGUUUUAUUAGGAAUAUAACACAGGAAAUUUUCAGAAUUCAAGGAGAGUCGUUUUACUGGGUCAAAUGCCAGUCUAUCACUUGUUAAAACAUUAAAAGGAAUUUUUAUUGAUUGCAAAAUGUCUAAAAAAUAGUUAUCACCUGAAGUUUAAAAGUCUUAAGUGCUCUAGUUCGUUUUUUUUUAGGAAAAAAACCCCAAACAACAACAACAAAUCCACUGCCUUUGUGUUAACCGUUUCCCAUUUAGAGAAGUCCUGUAACUGUCUUGGGGGGGCAGCAUGCUUUGAGCCCUGGUUCCUGGCUGGGAAGGACUGUCCUCAGGUGGUGAAGGAGGACGGUGAGCAGCCUGUCACAGAGUCCCUGGGUAUUGCCAUGUUGUGCAGAUAGACGGGCAGCUUUCCUGUGUCUCUGAUCUUGAUCCCUUCGUCUGUGCUGUGGUGCUGUGCGUUUGCUGGGAGGAGAGUUGGCUCGAGACUAACUUAGUCUCUUAGCUCCCACAGAUAGGGAACCCUCCGAGAAGGAGAAAUGGUUCCAGGACUGCUUGUAAGUGGCGUGUUUUAUACUUGAGACAUCAUUUCUAAGCUAUGUGAGUCAAAAAUCCUAUUGACUUAAGUGUGAAAACUGUUUUUGGUAUAACUGUAAAAGAAACCCUUGUAAUUAGAAAUAUUUUUUACCUUUAUUUUGAAAAGGAGCCAACUUUGUGAAAGAAAAGUCUCCUUGACUUCUUCUGUUGGGCUAGUGUCCUGAUAGUAUGUAAAUUCUGAUUUCCUUUAUACUGACUUAGUAAGGUGAAGUGUAAUUUUUCUAUAAUGAGACUGUAGUUAAAAUAAAUUUAACUUUGGAUAUACAGAGUAUUUUCAGCAUAUACAGUAUUUGCAGACAAUUAUGUUGCUUUUUCUUUAGCUUACAAAGUCACCUCCAUCAAGAAUGAGGCAGCAUUGCCCUACACUGAAAGGAUACUGACAGACAGAAUGAGCCCCCAGAGAGCAGACAAGCUAAUGGGAAUAAAACUCAAAACUACGUUCUUACAUCUUAGGAAUCAUGCUUUUCAAAUACGAGCCUUACCACUGGAUUUUAUUGCCAUAAAAACAAAACAUCUAUGUUUAUUACCUACAAAUGGUUAGUGAGUACUGAUAUUCAAGUAGUUAUAUUUUUAGACUUGUAAUAAUUGGUUUUAAAAAUUGCAGUAGUGUCUCACACUGUUUUUGGUAAUGCUCAGAAGUGUUAUAUAUAUGUUAAAAAUAAAGCAGUUCCCUUGUACAACUCAGUACAAAACCCACAAUCAGUAGUUAAUGAAGUAAGCUUAUUCCUGUUUUCAAGUCAGUAUGAUUUAAACAGUGAGAAACAAUACGAACCCUGGAAUUAUUGGAGUGUGUGCAACUGCACACCCAUUUUCUGUGCUGUAUGUUUUCUCACCUUUUAAAAAAAAUCACAUUCGAAUACUUAGAUAGACUUCUUAUAUUACUGUGAUUAUAAUUAAUAAGGAGCAAUGACAAGAAGUCCACUGUGGUGCUCCGUGCUUGGAGGGCAAGGGAAAGCAGCUGCUUUGUUGCCAUGCCCGGCCCGACGCUGAGAAGCCUGCUAGUGCUUCUGUGAGACGGAGUGACCUGAUGGAGACCUUGAACCAGGCUGGCCUCAAACUCACCGUCCUUCGCCUUCCGUUGAGAUUAUAGGUGUGCUUAGCCAUGCUGGCCUCGUAGUCCUUAGUUAUUGUCUAUACAUACACAAAGUUUUAACAUAUAUAUAUUUAUAGUCCCCAAAUGCCUCCCCACCCUACUAUCUGGUAUUGUUUAAGCAGUUACAAUUAUGAAAGAACAUUCUCUGAUCUUUCUUUUGCCAAUCUCUAAAUCUCAUGUCCCAGCCAGAGGUAGAGAUACUUUGGGGAUUAUCAGGUAUUUUUCUUUUGCCCACUUCUAAAUUUUGUGUCAGAGGUAAAGAUGGUUUAGAAAUGAUCCAGGUUAAAAGAACUCUUUGUAAGCCUAGUAUUUUAAUGCAUUUUAAAAGUAUAGCAUUUCUUCCAAAAUAUUGGAAGAAUCUCAGUAGCAGUUAUAUACAUCUAAUAGUCUGUUAUUGGUAUCAACCCAGUGAAAAAGAGAGAAUGGAACACCAUAGAGUGUGCAGCAGGGCCAGGGCCCUCACGACCAUUCUUAGCCCGUUUCCUGAUUGUUCUGACAUUUAUUAGCUGCUCAUAUAUUGCUGUUAUUUUUGAGUUAAAGUCUUCUUCUGUUUAUUAGUACCCCACACUAUUUAUACUCCUGUUGUUUUUCAGUAUCAUCCACAUUAAAUGGUGGAAACGGGCUGAAAUGAUUUGUAUUCUAACAUAGGAGAAGAAAAGCUUCCCGUUCUUUUGGGUGGUUUCCUGACCUUUGUUUUGGUCUUUUUCUCUUUAAAUUCAGGUGUUCUGUUUGCUUUAGAAGGACAUAUGUAAUGACAAGGUUAGUUAUUUCUGAGCUGGCAAUUCAAGAAAUUGUUCUGACAAUGUUUUAACUGCUCUCAAGAAAACGUAUGAAACGGACAAAAAUAAUGUGUGCUGUUGUCUCCAAGUGCUUUUCUGUAGUGCACUGAGGUGACAUUUGAUAGUGCUCUGUCCUGUGCUUAAAUGUUGCUUACUUUUAAGAAAACAGAUUUAAAUGUCUGUGUGGCCAAAACCAAGUGCCAUAUAAAAGGAAAAGCAAGUCGAUGUAGAAUGUAUGUUACUGGUGCUCAUUUUUAAGGUGUAAUUUAAGUUUACAGUAUUACUUGAUGCCUCUUUACAGAAGGGACUAGAGAAGCAAGGCUAGAACAUCUGUGUCCUAACGCCUCAUGACCUCAGUUCAUCCAUUGUGUCCUCACAGUUGACUUCCGCAGUCAGUGAUGAACCUGUUAUUAUUGUGUUUACCCUGAGACGUCUCAGUAACGUGCCACAUUGCAGCUAGCAUUUGAAGAUUAGACUGUAAGCUGCUCGGACAGUAUAGCAGAAGCAAAUGUUUUAUUUGUACUAUAAAAAUGAGAUUUUUGCUGUCAACUCUGUA
Messenger RNA from Onychomys torridus (southern grasshopper mouse), 8715 nucleotides. RefSeq names its product NEDD4 binding protein 2 (gene N4bp2). Gene Ontology annotation, molecular function: ubiquitin binding. The record is from RefSeq and is a predicted model, not a curated record. Bases 588 to 5618 code for a protein of 1676 amino acids. NCBI's taxonomy places the organism in Eukaryota, Metazoa, Chordata, Mammalia, Rodentia, Cricetidae. The transcript is spliced from 19 exons.